AUCUCCAUUUCCACACAUUUCACCGGAGAAGCAUGAUCCUCAUGGCGGCGGCCAAGAUCGCCGUCCUCCUGGCCAUGGCGUCGCUCUUCGCCGCGGCGGGAGCAGCCGAUCCCCAACUCAUUAAGGGUGCCCAUUGCUGGCGGUGCUACUCUUCCUGUAUGCACAAAUGCGACGGCUAUCGUGAUGCCGCCGUCCUCUCCGCCAACCGCACUCAGCCCGCCGUCCACACGACGGUCGACGAUGGUGCAGCAGCGGCCUCCAUCCCCGUCAACUCUACCGAUGGUACUGCAGCAAUAGUACCCUCCACCGAUGGUGCAGCCGCCCACCUCGCUGAUGGCUACGAGGACAAGGACGACGACGAUGACAAAGAUGACGACAACGAUGAUAAGAACGACAAAGACGAUGAUGAUGACGACGAUAAGGAUGAUAAAGACGAAGACGAUGACGAUGAUAAAGAUGAUAAGGACGACGACGACGAUGACUAUGACGAUGAUGAUGAUGACGACGACGACGAUGACGACGAUGAUGACAACGAUGGUGGCCGUGGCGACUGGGAGAAAUACUUUAGGUGCAAGAAGUCGUGCAUCGUGGACUGCUACAAGAGGCUGCCGCCGGUGUGCUACAAGAUGUGCAUCUCCGAGAGCUGCCUCAACAUGCCACCACAUAAACAGGCGCAUUGCUACAAAUCAUGCGGGCACAAAUGCUACCACAAACACCCAAGCCCGGGUCCCAAACCUAAGCCGAAGCCGAAGCCACCAAAGCCGAAGCCGACGCCACCAAAGCCCACACCUCCAAAGCCCGCUCCACCGAAGCCCAUGCCGCCACCGUCACCCAUGCCACCGAAACCCAUGCCGCCGCCAUCGCCCAUGCCACCGAAGCCAACCCCACCGAAGCCGCUGCCGAAGCGGCCGUGUCCUCCUAAUGCACCGAAGACGAAGCCAAAGCCAAAGCGGAAGCCUCCGCCGAAGACUAACCCGAAGCCGAAGCCGAAGCCGAAGCCGCCGUGCCCGCCAUCGGCCAAUGUAUCUACGUCGACCAACACCAGCUACAACUGAUGGGCGUACGGCACGACGUCUAUGCGCAUAUAUUUGAAGUAGAGCUCGCGAUAUAUAUAUAUAGCAUGAUAGUAAUAAUUAGAAAGAUUAUGUGGUUGCUACAUAUCAGUAUAUAUAGAUUAUUCUGUAAGGUUACUCUAUAGAUGAAGAACAAAUUCAUCAGCUCUAGCUAAGCUGGGUAUAGAACAGUAUGUGUUGCGGAAUAUUCCAUCUAUGUACGUGUUGUGUAAGAGAGUUCGUUGUGUAAGGGGAUUAAUAAGGGAAUAUACUAAUCU
Messenger RNA from Hordeum vulgare subsp. vulgare (domesticated barley), 1330 nucleotides. RefSeq names its product WW domain-binding protein 11-like. The record is from RefSeq and is a predicted model, not a curated record. The transcript has 2 exons. Bases 33 to 1055 code for a protein of 340 amino acids. Lineage: Eukaryota; Viridiplantae; Streptophyta; Magnoliopsida; Poales; Poaceae.